AAUGUAAGCUCAGUAGUCCGUAACAUUUACACAAAAUUAUCGCCCUCAGUUUGACUGAAAAAUUAUUUUUUUGUUUUGCAAAAAAUGUUUAAAAAUUACUAUGAAACCUAUGAAAAAUUGGGAGAAGGAGCUUUCGGAACAGUUCGGCGUUGCAUUGAAAAAAGGACACGCGAAGAAUUCGCCGUAAAAAUUAUAGAGAAAACUAUGGGAAAGGUCGAUCUGCAAAAUGUCCUGUACGAGGCAGAGAUAUGCCGUAAAUUGCAACAUCCAAACAUAGUGCGAUUACUCGAAACGUUUAAUGAAAGGGACCAAUUGUACUUGGUAUUCGAUUUAGUUGUUGGCGGUGAAUUAUUCCAUGACGUUACGAAUCUGCAAUUUUACUCGGAAGUGCUUGCAUCACAGUGUAUGCAAGAAAUUUUGCAAGCCGUCAAAUUCUGCCACAAAAAUGGGGUUGUGCACCGUGACCUAAAAGCGGAAAACAUUUUACUUACCAGCAAAACGAAACCAAGCUCCAUCAAGAUUGCCGAUUUCGGAUUAGCUGUGGAGGUACGUGGUGAUGAGCGCGGAUGGUUCGGCAUGGCCGGCACUCCUUUAUAUAUGGCACCGGAAAUUCUUGAACGAUACCACUAUGGAAAGCCUGUUGAUAUGUGGUCGUGUGGUGUUAUAUUGUAUCUGUUGCUAAUCGGUGAUGAACCUUUCGUUGGCAGAACUGAAAAUGAUUUGAAUAAGAAAAUCAAGGCUGGUGUCUACCAUUACCCAACAAGUAGAAAGGAUUCCAUUUCGGCGGAAGCAAAAGAUUUUGUUAAAAGAAUGCUAACAUUGAAUCCUGAUGAACGAAUUACAGCUAGUGAAGCGUUAAAACAUCCAUGGAUCCGUCAACCCGAAGUAGUGGCACCAAGGGUACAUUUAGCUAAGACUAUAGGCCAUCUGAAGAAAUUCAAUGCACGGCGUAAAUUCAGGGGACUUGCUCUCGCAGCCGUAGCAGCUCAGAAAUUUUUCAAAAAGGGUUCGGGCAGUAGUUUAAAAAAUGUGAAUCGAUUGCAAGACAACUACGGUCAGCCGGGUACCCCAAUGGUUAAGAGAGAUCAAGACUCCGAGGCAGUGCGGAAGAAAGAGAUCAUCAAGUUAACCGAACAGCUAAUCAAUGCAUGCGAAGCUCGUGAUUCGGCGACCGUUGAAAAACUUUGUGAUACGAAUGUAACAGCAUUCGGUUCCGGCAAAGUUCUGUUGGGAAUCGAUUUGGAACAUUUCUUUACCGAAAAUAUUCCGGUCGAAGGCUACACCGAAUGGAACACACAAAUAUCAAAGCCUUGGGUGUAUUUGUUGAGCAGUAAAACUGCGUACAUUGCCUACGUUCGAUCGACCGAAUAUUUGACAUAUUCAGGUCGGGUGUACCUUCAAGAAACCGACGAAACGCUCGUUUGGCGCAAGCGAGAUGGGAAAUGGAAAGCUGUUCACUUUCAUAGUGGCCUUACCUUUCUGUUUGAAGAUUGAACGACAGGGACGCAUUUGUUCGGACAUUUUUCCACUAAUUUUCUAAGAGACGAGCGAUCAUAUGUGUA
Molecule: messenger RNA, 1562 nt
Organism: Bradysia coprophila
Lineage: Eukaryota; Metazoa; Arthropoda; Insecta; Diptera; Sciaridae
Product: calcium/calmodulin-dependent protein kinase type II subunit delta-like
Biological process (GO): protein phosphorylation
Molecular function (GO): calmodulin binding; calcium/calmodulin-dependent protein kinase activity; ATP binding
Source: RefSeq, a predicted model, not a curated record